Osmia bicornis bicornis is the source of this 1896-nucleotide messenger RNA. RefSeq lists its product as uncharacterized. The record is from RefSeq and is a predicted model, not a curated record. The transcript has 2 exons. Bases 156 to 1055 code for a protein of 299 amino acids. Lineage: Eukaryota; Metazoa; Arthropoda; Insecta; Hymenoptera; Megachilidae.
AUAUUUACGCAACAGUUAGAGCGUGUUUGCGAUGGAGCAGGCAGUUUUAUAGUGGUAGAUACCACUUUAAAAAUUUUUUUAUAUUUUUAUAAAACUUUUAAACAGAUUUAUCUGCAACUACCAGUAUUCUGAAAUUCGAUUUUGUAAUUAAAAUAAUGGGUUUAUUUGUGAUGCAAAAUUUCCAUGGAAUAAUUCUGUUUAUAUGGAUUGUAUCUAUUCUAACCUUAUCUAAGAGUGAUGUGGUUAAAACAGAUGGUACUGCACCUUUGACAUCUGCAUUAAAUGCAACUUCUGUCCACGCAUUUCCAAAAAAUGAACAUCAGACAUUACCCUCAUCAGUUAAUUCAACAUCUGCAUCCGUUGUUCCUACAAAAACAUCGAACUUUCAGAAAAAUGUUACUACUCCUUCAGUUGCUGGAGAAGGCGGUCCAAUUUCAAUACCUUCUACUACACAAGACAUGACUUCUUUCCAUUCACCAAAUGUUUCUAAAGAAGAAAAUACUCAGAAUACAGAAAAUAGAAAGAAUACCAAAAUUGUAUCAAGAAAGGGAGCAAACGAAAUGCUAAAUACAAAACAAGAAAAUGUUGCUGACGAUGAAGUAGCAACGCUUAAUGAUACAAAGCUAAUACCUGAAUCUUCUUCAACAGCAAGUAUUCCUCAUAAUAAUGAAAAACCUAUUGAUCUUAAUACAAACGCUUUAAAAUUGAAUACUACUACUCUAAAUAAUACUUUAAAUGCUGUAAACAUAACGCAAGAAAUGUUAUCGAAAAGUACUACUGUAACAGCGUCUUCGGUUCAAGAACAUCGACCAAAACCAACGGCUACAGUAGUAGGACCUAACAGUGAUAAACGAGCAUUUAUAUCGCAUACGAAAGGUUUGCAUUUAGGAAUGUCGAAGAAAAUUAAUUAUGUUUUUCCAGUUAUUGUUACUCUCAUAGCUCUGCCGAUAUUAGGUGCUAUUAUUUUCAUGAUAUAUAAACAAGGUAGGGAUUGUUGGGACAAAAGACAUUACCGGAGGAUGGAUUUUCUUAUCGAUGGAAUGUACAAUGAUUAAUAUUUAUAAAAUCAUUUAUAAAGUUAGCUCGCAACAAUGCUUUUCUAUACUCAGUAUAAAAUGUACACUAAGUAAUCAAGCUUCAAUCAUAUAUAUCAAAGCAUUUACAUAAAGAGUUAUAAAUCUUUUUGUUCUGCCGUAACUUGCUCCGUAUAUAUUUUUACUAUAUUACUGCCGUGGUAUGAGAUUUAUUACUUGAAUUAUAUAAUGUAGACAUUUUUAGGCAAAAACUAUCGUUCAUUUGUCAAAUUUGAAAGCCAGAAAGGUACGUGGGAAAGACAAUAUGGAAAUAAUAAUUCCAUUUACACAAUCAUGGUAAUCAAAAUACUUUAUUGAAUGCUAUAAAUAAAGUAUUUCAAAAUGAGCUUUGAUUCGAGCAAGUUUUGCAAACUUAUUAAGAUGUACAGUUUUAUACAUAUGUAAAUAUAAAAACGAUUUUUGAAAUCUUUUUUAAUUACAAAAUUCUGUAUAAAAAUAAUUUGUUAAUAAUUUGCGUUAAUUAAAUUUGAAGUUGAAUAUUUCUAACAUAAAAGUAAACGUGCAAAGAUUUAAGAACAAUGUUAAGUUUUUUCUUCGCGGGUUAAAAUAACUUUUCAUGGUGCAAUUAAAAAACAAAGUUUAUUUCAAAUAAAUUUUGUUAACGAUAAUAUUUCCAUACAAUUUCCUUUUCGUUAAAAUUUUUUUUUCUCAAUUUUAGUAAAAAUUCACUGUAUAUUUAUAAAUUGUAAAAUAAUAUCUAGCCCACCAAAGAAAUUUGAUUUGUGUAACAAAAUAUUUGUAGCUACUAUACUAAUUAUUUUAUGGCUUUACAUUUUCAUUUUUGUUAUUAAAAAAAAAUUGU